CCGCCUCGGCAGCCCCGCCGGCCCCCUCCGCCGCCGCCUCCUGCAGCCGCCCCGCCGCUCGCCCCCGCCAUGCCCGGCCCGGCCGCCGGCAGCAGGGCCCGGGUCUACGCCGAGGUGAACAGCCUGAGGAGCCGCGAGUACUGGGACUACGAGGCGCACGUCCCGAGCUGGGGUAAUCAGGACGAUUACCAACUGGUUCGGAAACUUGGCAGGGGAAAAUACAGCGAAGUCUUUGAGGCCAUAAACAUUACCAACAACGAGAGAGUGGUUGUGAAAAUCCUCAAGCCAGUGAAGAAAAAGAAGAUAAAACGAGAGGUUAAGAUUCUGGAGAAUCUGCGAGGUGGCACCAACAUCAUUAAGCUGAUUGACACUGUCAAGGAUCCAGUGUCAAAGACCCCAGCUUUGGUGUUUGAGUACAUCAAUAAUACAGAUUUUAAGCAACUGUACCAGAUCCUGACAGACUUUGAUAUUCGGUUUUAUAUGUAUGAGCUGCUCAAGGCCCUGGAUUACUGUCACAGCAUGGGGAUCAUGCACAGGGACGUCAAACCCCACAACGUCAUGAUAGACCACCAACAGAAAAAGUUGCGGCUCAUAGACUGGGGUUUGGCAGAGUUCUACCAUCCAGCUCAGGAAUACAAUGUCCGCGUGGCCUCGAGGUACUUCAAAGGACCGGAGCUCCUUGUGGACUACCAAAUGUAUGACUAUAGCUUAGACAUGUGGAGUUUAGGCUGCAUGCUGGCCAGCAUGAUCUUCCGAAAGGAGCCCUUCUUCCAUGGCCAGGACAACUAUGACCAGCUGGUUCGCAUUGCUAAGGUUCUGGGCACAGAUGAACUGUAUGGGUAUCUGAAGAAGUACCACAUAGAACUGGAUCCACACUUCAAUGAUAUCCUGGGACAGCACUCGCGAAAACGCUGGGAGAACUUCAUCCAUAGUGAGAACAGACACCUGGUCAGUCCUGAAGUCCUGGACCUUCUGGACAAACUUCUGCGAUAUGACCAUCAACAGAGACUGACUGCCAAAGAGGCUAUGGAGCACCCAUAUUUCUACCCAGUGGUGAAGGAGCAGUCCCAGCCCAGCUCAGAAAAUGCUGUGCUCUCCAGUGGCCUGACAGCAGCACGAUGAAGACUGGAAAACAACGGGUCCGAUGCUGUUCCUCCCAAUUUUCCAUAAGCAGAACAAGAACCAAAUCAAACGUCUUAUCAGCGUGUGUACAGAGCUGGCGGCCAGACGGCGUUGCGGUGGCAGGGGACGAGAGCAGAGACCGCACCGGCUCCAUGGCACCCACCAGUUUAUAAACACAAACCUUACUUCUGAAUGUAAAAGGUUCCUCUGCCUUUGACUUCCUGUUGACCUCUUCCUGACCCAGAAAGCAUGGAAAAUGUGAAGGGUAUGCAAAACGGUUGUUGGCUAAUGUUUCUUCCCCCCCCCAUGCUGACCUUUGCCCCCCUGAACCCCAGCAUAACGUAUUAACUAGCUGGCUCCAGAUUUGAUGCGGCAGGGAGGGGGCAGCUGGAGCGGGGGGGAAUACGGCAUGAUGGACAGUUCUAUAUUAUAAUUAAAGGAAUUCUAUAUUAUUGAAUAAAAGUUUUAAAAGAAAUGUAUGGAGAGUAUUCAGUAUGGAAGGAGCCAUGGGGAGUGCCCCCCUGCAGUGGAGGAUGCUGAGGCUGGUUGGAGCCCUUCCUGGUGCUGUCUCCUGCCCUUCGCUUGUGUUCUGUGGGGGGGAAGAGAGUGAAUCUGUUGUACAAUGGUUGGCUAGAGCCUGCUGCCUCCAACUACUGGGCGGGCUUAAGCAGCCGGGCUACUGGAGGACAGGAGCUCGUAAAUCGAUAGGAAAACUCCACCCUGGGCCUACCAUCUUUCCCUCAGUGUUAAGCUCCUUCGGAGGCCUGGAUAAACACUAGACGCUUGGUCCCCCAUGUGGUGUCUGCACCACAGCAGAGGGUGAGACUGGCUGCCACUUUUAGCUAGUAUCCCAUUCCCCCCGUCUCUGGAUGAAUGGUAGAGCCAGGGAAGGCGCAAGCACUUUCUCCUUCCCUACCCCAGCUGAGAAGGACGAGGUACAGGGUGGGGUCUCUCAAGGGAGGCCUUUGCAACUCUA
Messenger RNA from Mauremys reevesii (Reeves's turtle), 2098 nucleotides. It is a transcript of the gene CSNK2A2, whose product is annotated as casein kinase 2 alpha 2. NCBI's taxonomy places the organism in Eukaryota, Metazoa, Chordata, Testudines, Geoemydidae. The transcript is spliced from 12 exons. Gene Ontology annotation, biological process: protein phosphorylation; regulation of chromosome separation. Gene Ontology annotation, cellular component: nucleus; protein kinase CK2 complex; cytosol. The record is from RefSeq and is a predicted model, not a curated record. Gene Ontology annotation, molecular function: ATP binding; protein serine/threonine kinase activity. The coding region runs from base 70 to 1122 and encodes 350 amino acids.